Molecule: messenger RNA, 1208 nt
Organism: Selaginella moellendorffii
Lineage: Eukaryota; Viridiplantae; Streptophyta; Lycopodiopsida; Selaginellales; Selaginellaceae
Product: anthranilate N-methyltransferase
Exons: 3
Coding region: 47-1072 (341 amino acids)
Biological process (GO): methylation
Molecular function (GO): O-methyltransferase activity; S-adenosylmethionine-dependent methyltransferase activity; protein dimerization activity
Source: RefSeq, a predicted model, not a curated record
AAGAAGGCUCUCAUUUACUCUCAUCCUUUCAGAAGCAGAAGGCAGUAUGGCGCCUGGAUCUAGCACCAUGAGUGAAGAUGCUCAAGGCCACUUUGAUCUCAAGAGCAUGAUCUUCUCGCUGGUGACUCCUUUCAUGCUCAAGGCUGUGGUGCUGCUUGGCAUUCCCGAGAUGAUCUCCAAGGCAGGGCCGCUCUCCCUCAAGCAGAUCGUGUCACGUCUCUCAAAUCCCAAGAACUGUCAGCCGGAUCUCCUCGAGAGAAUCCUCCAGUUUCUGGUCCACAAGCGGGCACUGAGCGAGAAGAUCGAGAAAGAUGGAGAAACGUACUACGGCCUCACUCCAAUCUCAAAGUGGCUCGCGGAAGAGCACCAUCUCCUGCUCUUGUGCACGCACGAGUAUCCCAUGGCCGCGUUCCAAAAAGUGAACGAAGCGGUGCUGGAUGGAGGCCACGCUUACGAGAUGGUCAACAAAGUUCGUCUUUGGGAGCACGACCCCGGCCACGGCGACGAGUACGUGGAGCUGCUCAACAAGGCUACGCUCGCAUGGAGCACCGUCACUAUCUCCCUCGUCCUCGAGCACUACGAUGGAUUCAAAGACGUGAAGAAGCUCGUGGAUGUUGGCGGUGGCCUUGGAAUGUGCAUGGGCAAGAUCGUGGAGAAAUAUCCCCACAUCGAAGGUGUCAACUUUGAUCUCCCUCACACCGUUUCGAGCGCUCCAGCCUUUCCCGGUGUUGCUCAUGUGGGAGGCAACAUGUUUGAGAGUGUACCAAGUGCUGAUGCUCUUCUUAUCAAGUCUGUAAUCAUCAAUUUUAGCGACGAGGAUUGCCUCAGGAUGCUGGCGAAUUGCUACAAAGCUCUGCCACGAGGAGGCAAACUGAUAGUGAUCGAGCUCAUAUACUCCAAGGAGAGACCAUUCGAGAUGGAUCUGGACAUGAUUAUGAUCGGCUUCACAGACGGUGGCAAGACCAGGCGAUUUGAAGAACACAAAGCGCUGCUCGAGAACAGUGGCUUUGGCAACGUUUCCCUCGUGUCCGUUCCUUCCAAGGAGCAAGUUAUAGAAGCUUACAAGCUCUAAACAAAGUGAAUAAGAUGUUUGUGCUAGUUGUAUUUUAGAGUUUAUUGUCACCGUUGACAAUAUAGACUCGAGCAUCAUCGAUAAAAAUAAAAGAGUUCCAGGCUUGGAUCAUAUUCUUCCUGGAGAUUUUACCGCU